AAUCUUUGGGAACCGACGUCUUUCAGUCCCCGUUGCACCCGGACGGAUUAAAACAACGUACCAUGGAUGCUAGGGAGGAAAACAACGUGAAGGCCGUCAGGAGAAGUAAAGAAGAGAAAAAACUUCUCAGAAAACAAAUUAAAGCCAGUCACACAUUACUGAAGCAUGAAGGCAUCCAUACGGCCCCGCAGCCUACCAGGAGUCUGGUGGUGGCUAAUGGUGGCCUGGGGAACAGCGUUAGUCGAGAGGAGCUCUCGGCAGCGCUGAAAGAGAUGGGAGAAAUGGAGAGCCUGCUUAUGCCUCCCCAUAAGCCCUAUGCUUUUGUCACAUACAGGUGUGAAGAGAGUGCUCUAAAAGCAUACACCCACCUUAAUGGACAGAAGCUGCAGUGCGGAGAGAGCAGCGUCAUGCUCUACCUCGCUUAUGUCAGCUCAGUGACCCAUGAGGAGGAAGCAUCCGUCCCAUUGCCAGAGGGUUUAGUUUUGCUGGAGGAUUUUGUGUCCCCAGAAGAAGAAGCUCUGCUGCUUGCUGCUGUCGACUGGUCAUCCACUAAUGAUGAUGUUACAGCUCAAAAAGCUCUGAAGCACAGACGAGUGAAACAUUAUGGCUUUGAAUUUCGCUACGACAACAACAAUGUGGAUAAGGACAAGCCAUUACCUGCAGGUAUCCCUGCGGAGUGUUUACCUGUUCUGGAGCGUUGUUUAAGAAAUGGACACAUCAACGUGAUGCCAGACCAGCUGACUGUAAAUCAGUAUGAAUCUGGACAGGGUAUUCCUCCUCAUGUGGACACUCACUCUCCCUUUGAGGACACCAUCCUGUCUCUGAGCCUGGGGGCAAAGACGGUGAUGGAGUUCCGACAUCCUGAUGGUCGUGUUGUUGCUGUGGUGCUGCCUGGACGGAGCCUGCUGGUCAUGAAGGGCGAGAGCAGAUAUGUCUGGACUCAUGGGAUUACUCCUCGCAAGUUUGACAUGGUGCCGGCCUGUGAGCAGCAAUCCCCCGAUCAUGUGACGCCUGAACCUGGAACACGUAGCAAUCUGACUCUGAGCAAGAGGGGCACACGCACUUCUUUCACUUUCCGCAAGAUCAGACUUGAACCCUGCCGCUGUGCCUUCACCUCUGCCUGUGACAGUCAGGGAGCUUCUUCAACACCCUCGCCCUCUACGCCCCCCCCUCCCGCGCUUCCAUGUUGCCAUGCCGAUGCAGCCCGUCUGGAGGAGGAGUAUGUGCACCGGGUGUACGACGCUAUUGCCUCCCACUUCAGCAGCACCCGCCACUCCCCCUGGCCUCGCGUUUGCCACUUCCUGUCCUCGCUCCCACCGGGUAGCGUGCUAGCUGACGUGGGCUGUGGAAAUGGGAAAUACCUGGGCGUAAACCCAGAGAUGAUUGCAGUGGGAUGUGAUCGUAGCAGUGCUCUCGUCCAAAUUUGUGCAGAGAGGGGUUUCCACGCAUUUGUAUCUGAUGCUCUGAAUGUUCCUCUGCGAACAGCCUCCUGUGACGCUUGCAUCUCUAUAGCUGUCAUACACCAUUUCUCCACAGAGGAGCGGCGGCUAGCAGCUGUGAGAGAGUUGGUGAGACUUCUAAAGCCUGGAGGUCAUGCACUCAUCUAUGUUUGGGCUUUUGAACAAGAGUACAACAAGCAGAGGUCCAAGUACCUCAAAGACCACAACAAAGAGCAUCAUGGGAAGGAAAACCUUACUAAAAACACAUCCGAAGACAGACGGGAGCCUCACGGGAAAUCGGCUAUGCAGAAUAGUGGACAUUUGGAAGAAGGCUACGAGCCUGUUGACAAAAAGCAAGAUGUUGGCAAAGUGACUGAUGGCAAGCUUAGUGUGCACACAAACCGCACAGCCUUUAACACCCAGGACCUUUUAGUUCCCUGGCAUCUGAAAGAGGGGAAAAAACAAGGGGAGGAAGAGUCAGGAGAUGGUGGGAAAAGGAAUAAAAGAAAGGAGAAGUCUACAAAGGUUUUAACUAACCAAACCAGAAUUGACAGUAACCCUGGUCUCAGUCCAGGUUUUGAUGCAAGUAUGUCUCCUGGAUUAAGACUCGACACUGAUGACGCCACUCACAGCCCAGACUCUAAGCCCAGUCCGAGUGGCACCACUCAGACCUCGAGUUCUCAUCUGAAAUCAGAGUCUGAGAGCCAUCUAACCCCCGUCUUUCACCGCUAUUAUCACGUGUUCCACCAGGGGGAGCUGGAACAGCUGUGCAGCCAGGUGGAUGGAGUCAAGGUACAGAGCAGCUACCAUGACCAGGGUAACUGGUGUGUUAUAUUAGAGAAGGACUGACACACAUGUCAGUAAAAUCAUUUUUAUGCAACUAGAGAUCUGCAUAAAUAAAGAAUUUUAACUUAAAAUUAAAGGAUCCAAUUUUUGCCUUCUACAUAUAUAUAUGAUUUUUAACUGUGUUGGAAUAAAUUUAAAAAAAUCUCUG
Molecule: messenger RNA, 2433 nt
Organism: Oreochromis niloticus (Nile tilapia)
Lineage: Eukaryota; Metazoa; Chordata; Actinopteri; Cichliformes; Cichlidae
Gene: alkbh8
Product: alkB homolog 8, tRNA methyltransferase
Exons: 12
Coding region: 63-2288 (741 amino acids)
Biological process (GO): tRNA methylation; tRNA wobble uridine modification
Cellular component (GO): nucleus; cytoplasm
Molecular function (GO): 2-oxoglutarate-dependent dioxygenase activity; S-adenosylmethionine-dependent methyltransferase activity; tRNA binding
Source: RefSeq, a predicted model, not a curated record